AUGGCAGUGGGGGUGGACCAGUUACCAAAAUUUAAUGGAGGCUGGAUUUGGAAGCUUCAUGUACUCCCAAAGAUUCAGUUCUUCCUGUGGAAAUGUACCCAUAAUAGUAUUGGAGUCAAUGAAUGUCUUGCUGCCAGGGGAAUGAACAUCAACUCGCUCUGUCUGCUUUGCCGUAAGGAGCUUGAGUCUAUUAUUCAUGCUCUUUGGAAUUGCGAGAAGGAAGAUUGGUGUAGCGAUGAGUUUAUUGGUGGAGUUGUGGGCCAUUCGGGAUGGUUUGAUGCUCUGUAUCGAAGAAGAUUGACCAUGGUUGAGGUGGAGUUAGACGCUAAGGCUGUAGUGGAUAUGUUGGUUGAUUCCCAUUACUCAAAUAACGCUAUUGCCCCUCUGUUAGAGGACUGCAAGUACCUUAUUUCGCAUAUACCUCAAGUUAGGAUUAAACACUGUUACCGUGAGGCCAACAGGUGUGCGGAUAGACUUGCUAGGAAAGGUGCCAACUAG
Messenger RNA from Quercus lobata, 498 nucleotides. RefSeq lists its product as uncharacterized. The record is from RefSeq and is a predicted model, not a curated record. Bases 1 to 498 code for a protein of 165 amino acids. The transcript is spliced from 2 exons. Gene Ontology annotation, molecular function: nucleic acid binding; RNA-DNA hybrid ribonuclease activity. Lineage: Eukaryota; Viridiplantae; Streptophyta; Magnoliopsida; Fagales; Fagaceae.